Opisthorchis viverrini is the source of this 12876-nucleotide messenger RNA. RefSeq lists its product as hypothetical. Gene Ontology annotation, biological process: microtubule-based movement. Gene Ontology annotation, cellular component: dynein complex. Gene Ontology annotation, molecular function: minus-end-directed microtubule motor activity; dynein intermediate chain binding; ATP binding. The coding region runs from base 1 to 12876 and encodes 4291 amino acids. The record is from RefSeq and is a predicted model, not a curated record. Lineage: Eukaryota; Metazoa; Platyhelminthes; Trematoda; Opisthorchiida; Opisthorchiidae. The transcript is spliced from 40 exons.
AUGUGUCUGAGUUUUCUUAUUUUCAAUCCUCAGGAUUUUCCACGCCACUCUUUUGAUCCGAAGGUUCAGGUACCAUUCUAUACUCCCCCUACUGAGUGCCCUCGCAAGCUACAGAUUGAGAGACGGAAACGGAGGUAUCAGAGUCUCUCACUACAGAGAAUUCUGGAAAAUGAGUACCAUAUACGAACGGAAGAUUUGAUAGCUAGGUUCUUGGAUGGCACACAGGAUGCCAAUGGUGAAUGGACGACAUACUUACCUUUGGAGAAUUUCGAUGAUGAAACUUACGACUGUAGAACUCCAGAAGAUUGGUUGGAAAUGGGUAUUGAAGACGGAGUUCGCAAGCCCGUGCCAGCACUCUGUCUCUUGCCAGAGAGAGAUGACCAACAACAUCUUGACAUUCGUGAUCCGGAAAUUGUAUGGAAGUGGCAACUUUCUGGCGUACUAGACUAUGAUAAAAAGUCAAAAUUGUGGCUGGUUCAAAAGGUAGAUGAGAACGGACGCUUAUUGGAUGAGUACGGUAAUCCUAUCGUCAACGGAGGACUACUUCCCAAUGGAACGUUUUCUGAACUAAGCAGUCAAUACUGGAUUCCACGUCUUCAGGUUAUGUUUAUCGCUGAGAAUCCAGAUGUGUUUGCCCAACGGAUUGCUGCGGCCUAUCGCGACAGAAAAGCCCACGAAGCUGGACUUCGUUAUCAUCUUUAUUUGGACUGUAUGCCUACGGAGGGCAUUGCGGAACUCAGUAACCCUGUUCUGAAACGCAUAGUCCAUUUGGCAAAGAAUGAUACCUGCACAGUGAAAAACUACAGAGGGUUGGAAGAAGCUACACAAGCACUGGAGAAAGAGGUGAUGUUUGAUUUCUGGAGAGGCAUGAAUGAUUUGAUCCUUCGAGAAUUGGUCGAGAAAAACAAGGCUCAGUACAGUUUUAUACGGCCCGUAGAAGUCAAAAAGCGAGAAGUUCCCUGGAAAGGAACGCUUGAUAUUCCAAGCUAUGACUUCGACGACAUGUUUGAUAAGUUUGCCUCGCGGUCGAUGCUGACCAAGCCAGAGGCGAUUGUGGCUCUUUGCAAAGCACAGUUUGAGUGUCUGGAAGCACGAUCCAGACUGAUGUUCCAUGUACCCAUGGCAAAACAUACAAGACUGGAGGAAUUUGAACAAACGCAAUCGAUGACUACAAAUCAAGUGGCUGUAUUCCUGAAGGACACGUGGAUUGACAACUUGCGCAAAUACAUUCGGUCUUGUUUGAGGGACAGUGGGAAAGGAUGGUUUAACAUAUACGAAACGGAUUUCUACGUGUACACUCAGUCCAAGUUGAAAAAGCUCAUGGAACUGGUGAAAUACUGCAUGCAGGACACGCUACGCUAUUUGGUGAUGGACUCACUCACCAGCCUGACCAAUAUGAUACGUGAUGGAUGUGUGAGCUGUCUCAAUCUGCCCGAAAAUUACGAGUGGACCAACGAUCUGCUGACCAGCAGUCUUCCCCCGAAGAAAAAUCCCAUCUUUCUGGUGGACUUGGUUUUGGACGCUGAUGGCCCGCACUACAGCACGCCACUGCAGAACUUCAUUAACGUCCUGAUAACCCUAUUCAACAGAGCAAUCAAUUCGGUUCAGGACGUACCUCAACUGGAAAGGUUUGUGAUGGAAGGUAUCACCUGCGCGGAAAAUCCACUUCUUGAGGCUGUUGGUAUUCGGGAACCUCCAGUGGAACAGCUGCGACAAAGGCUGCGAGACUAUCUAACUGCAUCGCUCAUUCCAAUGGAAGCAUAUGCCCGGCAGUAUGAAAAGUUCAUGGAACUGACCAUGUUGGAUAUCAACACUUAUCUCAAAAUCUACGAAUCUCAAAAUCAAAGCGCAUUGGAAAUAAAGCUACAAGUUGAAAAGCAGCUUAAGGAGAAAGAGAUGGUGGAAACGACCAUUCCAAGCUCAAUCAUUAUUGGACCCUUCUAUGUGAAUACGGAGCCAGUGCGACAGACCUUGAUUAAAAAGUGCAAGGCCCUAACAAGUGCAUUAUUGGAUCUGCUGGCGCGGCAGUUACGAAAACAAGCUGAUCAGGCCUCCGAAGAAUUCCGGAUGAUUGCAGCCCGUCUUUAUGAGAAACCGAACACCAUCGAAGAGUUGACAGAAAUGCGCGAAUGGAUUGCCACCAUUCCCGACCGACUAGAAGAACGUCAAGAAGGCAUCGACAAGGCCAUCUCUGACUAUGAACUCAUUGACGCCUUCUUCUAUAUUCUUUCCGCUGACGACUUCAAUGCGAAAUGGACAACGAUCGGUUGGCCGCAUAAGAUCAAACAAAUGAUUAUCCAGGUGGAGAAGAAUCUCGAGGACGAUGAAGAACGGUUCAGAAAACUGCAAAUAUCCGAGUCGUCCGCAUUUAGCGAUAAACUGGAUACACUUACAAUGAUGGUUUCAUCGAUGGCCUCCUACACAGAAAUCAGUAAGGCACAAGAAGUCGCCAACGAGGUUCGACGUAUAUACAAACAAUUGCUGGAUGCACAAACUUUGGCUGGGACGUACAACAAUCGCGAGAGACUUUUUGGGCUGCCUAGCACGAAUUACGAAAAAAUUCCUCGUCUGUUGAAAGAUUUCGAACCUUUCAAAAACCUGUGGCUCAGUGCCGCCGAAUGGCUAAAAACACAGGAGGCUGUUAUGAACGACCCAUUGAGUUCAAUUGAUGCGGAACAGGUGGAGAAACAAGUUCAAGAAUGUUACAAGACAAUGCACAGAUCCACCCGUAUAUUCCACGAGCUUCCCGGGGUGCAGGAGGUGGCUAAUCAAAUCAAACAGGCUAUUGAAGAAUUCAAGCCGUUCAUUCCACUUAUUCAAGGUUUGCGCAACCCAGGUAUGCGUAAACGUCACUGGGAAGAAUUGAGCGAACUACUGGGUGUCAGCAUCAUACCAAAAUCAACGCUCACUUUCGCCAAAUGCUUAGAAAUGCGAUUACAAGACCACAUUGAGACAAUUGCAAAAGUUGCUGACAUUGCCGGGAAGGAGUACUCUAUUGAAAGUGCUCUGAACAAAAUGGUUAGCGAAUGGCAGUCGGUUGUAUUCGAAAUUCUGCCCUACAAAGAUACCGGUACUUGUAUCGUAAAGAUAGGUGACGAAGUUAAUCAGCUGUUGGAUGAUCAUGUGGUAAUGACACAGUCAAUGAACUUUUCUCCAUACAAAAAGCCAUUUGAAGAGCGCAUUGCUCAGUGGGAAAGUAAACUACACAUCACUCAAGACGUGUUAGACGAGUGGAUAACAUGCCAAAGGCAGUGGCUUUACUUAGAACCAAUAUUCAGUUCGGAAGAUAUAACCCGGCAACUACCUGUUGAAAGUAAACGGUACCAAACUAUGGAUCGAAUAUGGCGCAAAGUCAUGAAGCAAGCAGCCGACCAACCGCAAGUAAUCACAUUAUGUCCCGAUCCACGCCUACUGAAUAGUCUGCGGGAAUGCAACCGUCUCUUGGAUCAGGUGCAAAAAGGACUAAGUGAAUAUCUGGAAACAAAACGUCAGGCAUUUCCCCGGUUCUACUUUCUGUCCGACGAUGAACUUUUGGAGAUUCUUUCUCAGACCAAAGAUCCUACAGCUGUGCAACCUCACCUGCGCAAAUGCUUUGAGAAUAUCGCCAAGCUCAACUUUGAACCAGAUCUAGAGAUCACUGCUAUGUACUCAUCUGAAGGAGAAUGCGUCCAGUUUGAAAAGACCACGUAUCCGACCGGGAACGUAGAGGAAUGGAUGUUGGAGAUUGAAAGCAUGAUGCGAACUUCUGUACGUGCGAUUAUUGGGCGUGCACUGGAAGCGUACACUAAGACACCACGCACCGAGUGGGUACUCCAGUGGCCUGGACAAGUCGUUAUUGCAGGCUGCCAAACCUUUUGGACAAGUGAGGUGACGUCAGCUCUCGCUGGAGGGUCACUGGAACAGCUGUAUCCCAAUCUCCUCAGGCAGCUGGAUGGACUUCGUGAAUUGGUUCGCGGAGAUCUUACUAAGAUCGGUCUUAUGACUUUAUCCGCACUCAUUGUCAUCGAGGUACAUGCACGAGAUGUUGUUUCGCGUAUGAUGGAAGAAGGAGUGAGAAAUGUGAACGAUUUUGAAUGGAUUAGUCAACUGCGAUACUAUUGGCUUCGGGAAGAGGAGGAACUGAAGCUACGUGCUGUGAACGCUGAGUUCAAUUAUGGCUACGAGUACUUGGGAAAUACGACUCGAUUGGUCAUCACACCUCUGACUGACCGCUGUUACUUGACUCUGACGGGUGCACUGCAUCUGAAAUUUGGUGGAGCACCAGCUGGACCAGCGGGUACGGGGAAAACUGAGACCACAAAAGACCUGGGCAAAGCCUUUGCUAUCCAAUGUGUUGUGUUCAACUGUUCCGAUCAGCUGGAUUUCAUGGCGAUGGGUAAAUUCUUCAAAGGUCUGGCUUCGGCUGGAGCCUGGGCGUGCUUCGAUGAGUUCAACCGAAUCGAUAUUGAAGUCCUAUCCGUGGUCGCCCAACAGAUCACAACUAUUCAAAAAGCACAACAACAGCGUGUAACUAGGUUCAUCUUUGAAGGAGAUGAACUUGUCCUGAAGCCAUCCUGUGCAGUGUUCAUUACCAUGAAUCCAGGUUACGCAGGUCGGACAGAACUUCCAGACAAUUUGAAAGCCCUAUUCCGUCCGGUGGCUAUGAUGGUUCCAGAUUAUGCUCUGAUUGCAGAGAUUUCAUUGUUCUCAUUUGGGUUCUCAGAUGCACGUCUUUUGGCAAAGAAGAUAGUGACCACAUUCAAGCUUUCUUCGGAACAGCUAAGUACUCAGGAUCACUACGAUUUUGGUAUGCGUGCAGUGAAAAGUGUGAUUUCCGCGGCUGGUAACCUGAAGCGCCAGAAUCCGGAGAUGGAUGAGGAACUCAUCUGCCUUCGUGCUAUUCGGGAUGUGAACGUACCGAAAUUCCUAUCGGACGACUUGAAGUUGUUCAACGGUAUCGUUUCCGACUUGUUCCCGAACAUACGGGAACAGCCAGUGGACUACGGUGAUUUAACCAUUGCCUUGAAAACAUCAUGUGGAAAACUGGGUCUAAUGGAUGUGGAAGGUUUUCUGCACAAGUGCAUUCAGCUAUACGAGACUACAGUAGUUCGCCAUGGUCUAAUGCUGAUCGGUCCAACAGGAUCAGGAAAGACAAAAUGCUACGAAGUGUUGAAAGAUGCACUCACCUCAUUGCGUAACAAACCAUCGCCGGACGGAAGCUUCUUCCAAAUAGUCCACACCUAUGUGCUUAACCCGAAGUCUAUCACAAUGGGCCAGUUGUACGGUGAAUUCGACUUACUCACCCAUGAGUGGACUGACGGGAUCCUAAGCACUCUUAUUCGCCAAGGUGUCAACGCAAACAACGAAGAAAAACGCUGGUAUCUGUUUGAUGGGCCAGUGGAUGCUGUCUGGAUUGAGAGUAUGAACACCGUCUUGGAUGACAACAAGAAGCUGUGUCUGAGCAGUGGAGAAAUAAUCAAACUGACCGACGCAAUGACCAUGAUGUUUGAGGUGGCCGAUCUGGCAGUGGCCUCACCGGCAACCGUUAGUCGUUGUGGUAUGGUCUAUUUGGAACCUACUAUACUGGGCCUGGAUCCUUUCGUGCAAUGUUGGAUCCGACGAUUGCCCGAUGCCAUAUUCGCACAUCGUGACAAACUCCAAGCAUUUUUUGAUCUUUACAUGAAUGAUACUCUAGAAUUUAUCAGAAAAGAAACCAAAGAGGUCAUCCCGACUACGGAUGGGCAGCUUUGCUUCAGCUUAUUGAAAAUGCUUGAAUGCUUCUUUACUCCGUUCUUACCGAAGGAGGCUGUAACUUCCAAAAUGAAACGCAUGCAGGCCGACAAGACCAAGAAUCUGAAGGCACCUCUGCGUCCAAUGGUUGACGAUAAAGCCAACCAAGUCACUGAAGACGUCCUGGUACGCAUCGGUCAAGCACUGGAGUCUUGGUUUAUAUUCUCGUUGAUCUGGUCAUUCGGUGCAACGUGCACUAAUGAAGGGCGAAUCAAGUUUGACGAAUACUUGCGUCGAAAAAUGAGGGAAUUAAAGAGUAUAAUGCCAUUCCCCGAAGAAGGUACGGUAUACGACUAUCGUUUCGACGAUGCAGGACUUCUCCGAAUGGACGCUCGCGAUUUUGACGAUGAUGAUGUGCCAAUAGCUGAAAAGAAGAUGAAAUGGGUUCAUUGGAUGGCCAAUAUGUCUGAGGUGAAUGUUCCAUCGGAUAUUCGCUUUUCCGAUAUCAUUAUCCCAACCAUCGACACUGUCCGAUGUGGCCAUUUGAUCGAAAUGUUGUUGGUAGCCAAGAAACCUGUCCUAUGUGUCGGGCCAACAGGGACUGGGAAGACAAUGACCAUCAUGAACAAACUGACACGCAAUAUGCCGAAGGAGUACAUACCAGAGUUUAUGAUAUUCAGUGCCAAAACCAGCGCCAGACAAACACAAGAACUCAUUGAUGGGAAACUGGACAAGCGUCGGAAGCAAGUUUAUGGUCCCCCGAUGGGCCGUUACAUGAUAUUCUUUAUUGACGAUCUGAAUAUGCCAGCACUCGAAGUAUUCGGAGCCCAACCUCCAAUUGAACUGAUUCGACAAUGGAUGGACUUCGGUGGAUGGUACGACUUGAAGACUAUUGGGGAAUUCCGAAAACUGGUUGAUGUCAACUUCAUCGGUGCCAUGGGUCCACCGGGUGGUGGACGAAAUCCUGUCACUCCACGUCUAAUGCGACAUUUCAACUUUCUGGCCUACAACGAAUUGGAUGUGCAAAGUAUGCAAACCAUAUUCGGAACGAUUCUCAAGUCUUGGCUUAACCGGCUCGGUCCUGAUAAACCACCAGCUCUUCUCUUGCCCCAUGCGGAUGCUUUGGUUCAGGCCACAAUUUCCAUGUACACCACAAUUCAGUCACAACUGUUGCCCACACCAGCCAAAAGUCACUACACAUUCAACCUGAGAGAUCUUUCCAAGGUAUUUCAAGGCAUGCUCAUGAUGGAACCGACUAGUUUGAUUGGUAGCUUGGAACAGCUACUUCGCCUCUGGUUCCACGAAUCAACACGUGUAUUCCAGGACCGGCUGGUAAACGACACAGAUCGCGACUGGUUCCGUAAUUUGAUCAACGACAAAUCGAAAGCAGUGUUUGAGCUACCUGUUUCGGAAUAUGUCACGAACGAACCGUUGCUCUACGGCGACUUCCUGACGGCUGCAGCAAGCGAUGUGUGGAAGUACAUCGAAAUGACUGAUCAUGCACAGGUACUACAAGUGAUCGAGGAAAAUCUGGACGACUACAAUCAGAUUAACACCGCCAAGAUGAACCUUAUAUUAUUUAUGUAUGCAGUGGAGCAUAUAUGUCGAAUCGCUCGCAUUAUCCGACAACCGCAAGGCAAUGCCCUUCUCCUUGGCAUGGGUGGUAGUGGUCGCCAAAGCCUCACACGUCUAGCAUCUCACAUGGCUGAAUAUGAGUGCUUCCAGAUAGAAUUGUCAAAGAACUAUGGAUUCAGUGAUUGGCGUGAGGAUUUGAAAAAAAUUAUGAUGACCGCUGGAAUCGAGGACAAGUCUGUUACUUUCCUGUUUUCGGACACACAGAUCAAGUCUGAGUCUUUUCUGGAGGACAUCAACAAUUUAUUGAAUGCUGGCGACGUUCCUAACAUCUAUACACUCGAUGAUUUAGACAAGAUCUACGAUGCGAUGAAGAUGAUUGCGGCCGAUCAGGGACUCCAGCCGACCAAGACCAAUCUGUUCAAUUGUUACACAAAGCGUGUGCGCGCCAACCUGCACACCGUAAUUACCAUGAGCCCUAUUGGAGAGAUAUUCCGUGCUCGUUUGCGACAAUUCCCUGCACUUGUCAACUGCUGCACAAUCGAUUGGUUCAGUCCAUGGCCUUCGGAGGCGUUAGAGUCGGUUGCUCUGAGAACAUUGAAGCAGAUGCCUGAGCUAGAUGUGGAUGAUAGCACGAUAGAAGCCAUGGUUAAAAUGUGUAUCGAUCAACACCAGUCGGUGGUGCGUAAUACGGAUCUACUGCAGAAUGAGCUGAAUCGACAUAACUACGUAACACCCACCAGUUUUCUCGAAUUACUUGGGGUGUUUUCGAAGAUCUACGGUUUGAAGAAAGAGGAACUCAAGACUGCGCGUAACCGCACCAAAAUUGGUUUGGAUAAGCUGCUGUUUACUGAAGAAGUGGUAUCCAAACUACAGGAAGAGCUCGAGAUCAUGAAACCGGAAUUAGAAAGAGCAGUAGAAGAAUCCAAGGUCACCAUGGAAGAGAUUGCUCGUGAUUCAAAGAUUGCUGAGGAGACUCAAUCAGUUGUGGCACAUGAGGAACGUCAGGCGAUGAAAAAGGCCAAGGAAUGUCAGACUAUUCGUGAUGACGCCCAGCGUGACCUUGAUGAAGCAAUGCCCGCACUCUACGAGUCAUUGGAGGCGUUGAAGUCACUGAAUAAGAACGAUAUCACUGAGGUGCGUGCUAUGAUGCGCCCACCGGAAGGCGUCCGUCUAGUGAUUGAAACUGUGUGCAUAAUGAAGGACGUGAAGCCGAAGAAGGUGGCCGGGGACAAGCCGGGUGUUAAAGUGGACGACUACUGGGAGCCUGGAAAAAUGCUCCUUCAAGAUCCUGGGAAGUUUUUGGAUUCAUUGUUGAACUACGAUAAGGAUAAUAUUCCAGACGCAAUAAUAGCUAAAAUAAAACCUUACAUUGAGUCCGAGAGCUUUAUGCCUGCUGCGAUUGCUAAAGUUAGCAAAGCAUGUACCAGUAUUUGUCUCUGGGUACGUGCAAUGUACAAGUACCAUCAUGUGGCGAAAAACGUAGCCCCAAAACGGGCGGCACUACAGGCUUCAGAGUUGGAGCUAGCUGAAACAGAGAAAAUACUGAAAGAAGCUCGCAGUCGUUUAAAAGCAUGCGAAGAACGCAUCGCAUCACUUCAAAUCAAAUACGAUGAAUGCAUACGUCGACAGCGCGAAUUAGAAGAUAAAAGUCAACUUUGCGAAGCGCGUCUAGUUCGGGCCGAUAAGCUAAUCGGUGGACUGGGUAGCGAAAAGUUGCGGUGGCAGGAUUCGGUUGUGAAAUUUGAUCAGCUGCUUGAUAACCUGGUUGGUAACGUGCUGUGUGCUGCUGGAUCUGUUGCUUACUUUGGCCCGUUCCCAGGCAAGUAUCGUGCUGACAUGUCUAAUGAAUGGGUAACAAAAUUACGAGGACAUGCUGUUCCGCACACCACGGAUCCAUCACCUACCCUCGUCCAGACAUUCGGGGAUCCUGUAAAAUUGCGCAACUGGCAUAUAUUUGGUCUUCCGAAAGACACCUUAUCCAUAGAAAAUGCAUUUAUUGUGCAAUUUUCGCGUCGUUGGCCGUUAUUCAUUGACCCACAAGGUCAAGCUAAUAAGUGGAUCAAAGCUCUAGGAUCGGCUGACGGUAUGAUUGUUCUCAAGAUGUCUGACAAGGACUUUUUGAGGAGUUUGGAAAAUACCAUACGAUUUGGUAAGCCGUGUCUCCUAGAGAACGUGGGUGAGGAACUUGACCCAGCAUUGGAACCCAUUCUCCUGAAACAGACUUUCAAACACCAGGGAGCGACAGUCAUCAAGUUGGGUGACGCCAUAAUCCCCUAUCAUAAUGACUUCCGCUUCUAUAUCACCACCAAACUUCCCAAUCCGCACUAUAAACCAGAAGUUUCCACCAAGGUUACUCUGGUCAACUUUACCUUGUCACCAGACGGAUUGGAAGAUCAGUUACUCGGCUUGGUGGUUGCUGAGGAACGACCUGAUUUGGAAGAAGCAAAGAGUCAGCUAAUUGUAAGCAAUGCCAAGAUGAAGGAAGAACUGAAAGAGAUUGAAGACAGAAUUCUUGAACGCCUCAGUGCAACGGAGGGGUCACCUGUGGACGACAUCGAUUUGAUCCAAACACUAGAGGCUUCAAAGCUCAAAUCUAGUGAAAUACAGGCCAAAGUUGUUGCAGCGGAGCAAACAGAACAUGAUAUUGACGAAACCCGUAGUAAAUAUAUUCCUGUCGCCGUUCGUACUCAAAUCCUAUUCUUCUGCGUGGCCGACCUUGCAAAUAUUGAUCCGAUGUAUCAGUACUCAUUGGAAUGGUUUGUCAACAUUUUCCUCCACGGAAUUAGAAAUGCAGACAGAGCUGAUAAUGUGCCCCAACGAGUUCAGAAUAUCAACAACUUCUUCACCUUCAGCCUCUACUCCAAUGUCUGUCGGAGCCUCUUUGAAAAACACAAACUCAUGUUUGCAUUCCUGAUCGCUAUUCGAAUUCUCCAAAACGGAGGUUUCAUCAAUGCGGAAGAAUAUCGUUAUUUGUUGGCUGGUGGAACCACAAAACCCAGGGAAGUUCCUAAUCCAGCACCCGAGUGGAUCUCUGACCGCAUGUGGGGAGAUGUGCUUACUCUAACUGCACUGCCGAAGUUUGCGAGCCUCCCAGAGAGCAUAACCUCAGAGAAGGAUGGCUUCAAAGCCAUAUUUGACUCACCAGAGCCCCAUCGUGCCCGCUUUCCUGAUCCAUGGCAAGACGAACUGGACAGCUUCCAGCGCAUCCUUUUAUUGCGAUGUCUGCGCGCCGACAAAGUGACCAAUGCAAUGCAAGACUUUGUUACUCAUCAUCUAGGCCAGAGGUUUGUUGAACCACAAACCACCAACCUACCAGAGGUAUUCAAAGAGAGUUCACCUGCGGCGCCACUCAUAUUUAUCCUAUCACAGGGUACCGAUCCAGCCUCGGAUUUGUAUAAAUUUGCCGAUGAGAUGCGUUUUGGUGGGAAAAAACUUUCUGCCAUCUCACUUGGUCAAGGUCAAGGGCCCCGAGCCGAAGAACUCAUGAGAGCCGCCAUGGACCGUGGCAUUUGGGUUUUCUUCCAGAACUGUCACCUAGCGCCAUCAUGGAUGCCAGUUUUGGAGAGGUUGGUGGAACAAAUUGAUAAAGAUAGGGUUCAUCGUGAUUUCCGUCUGUGGCUAACCAGCAUGCCGAGCCCCAACUUUCCAGUUUAUAUCCUUCAGAACGGAUCGAAGAUGACCGUUGAACCACCAAAAGGAAUGAAAGCCCACCUGAUGCGCACAUACACUGGUCUCAACGAUAAUUACUUAAGUCAAGUGCCGGAUAAAAAUUCUGUAUUCAGACAGUUGCUGUUUUCACUGGCUUUCUUCAAUGGCGUUUUGGUUGAGCGAAAAAAAUUCGGACCCCUUGGAUUCAACAUUCCAUACGAAUUCACCACCGGUGAUCUGAGAAUUUGCAUGGAUCAGUUGAUUAUGUUUUUGACGGAGUAUAUGGAGGUACCAUACAAGGUACUCUGCUAUACUGCUGGACACAUCAACUACGGCGGCAGAAUCACAGAUGACUGGGAUCGAAGGUGUGCUAUGAGUAUUUUAGAUGAGUACUACAACAACCGAGUUCUACAAGACGAUUAUUCUUAUUCUCCAUCUGGCAUUUAUCAUCAGCUUCCUGGAACUUCAGAUCAUGGGAUCUAUUUGGAGUACAUUAAGUCGUUACCGAUCAAUGACCUGCCAGAAAUAUUCGGUCUCCACGAUAAUGCAAAUAUAACGUUUGCACAAAACGAGACGUUCGAAUUACUGGGCUAUCUACUCCAGCUACAACCCCGUGCAUCAACAGGGUCUAGUACAGGGCAGCAAGUCGAGGAGGUAGUCGAGGAGAUCAGCCGGUCACUGUUAGCCAAAACACCAAAGCCAUUUGACUUGGAGGAAGUCAUUCAAAGAUAUCCAGUCAUGUACGAACAGUCGAUGAAUACCGUACUUACCCAAGAAGUUAUCCGGUACAACAAUCUACUCAGCGUGAUUCAUCAAACAUUAAACGACCUAAUCAAGGCAGUCAAAGGGUUGGUAGUCAUGUCCGCUAGUCUUGAAGAGAUGGCUGGUUCCCUGUUUAACAACCGUGUUCCAACGAUUUGGGCAAACAAGGCUUAUCCUAGCCUGAAACCACUGGCUGCCUGGGUGGAGGAUUUGAUUCUCCGCGUUCGGUUCAUACAAGACUGGAUCGACAACGGGGUCCCGCCGGUGUUCUGGAUUAGCGGCUUCUACUUCCCACAGGCAUUCCUUACGGGUACUUUGCAAAAUUACGCAAGGAAAAAAAGAAUCUCCGUGGAUACAAUAUCAUUCGAUUUCCAGGUUAUGAAACAAGCAGUGACAGAACUGACAGAGUUACCCACUGAUGGAAGUUACAUUCGUGGCCUAUUCCUAGAAGGAGCACGUUGGGAUAUGCAAAAUCACAAGCUUGGCGAAUCACGACCGAAAGAGCUUUAUGUGAAUAUGCCUGUCAUCUGGCUUAUUCCUGUGGCACACAGAAAACCUCCAACAAAGGGCAGUUAUGAGUGUCCAGUGUACAAGACACUUACACGAGCUGGGCCAACACUUAAAACUGACGACUCCGUUCGUCAUGAAUCGGUUUUGCGUGCAGUAUCUGCUCGGCAAAUGGCGCCGACAUCCUCAAGCAUCUUCAAAGCAAUCUUCAAGCCUCGACACCCAGUCUAUUUGGCCGCCUUCAAUGUCCGCACUCUGAAGCAAGCAGGACAAGCUGCUCUUGCACUCACGCUGGACUGCUUGGCAUUGAUCGAAAGUCUUCUCCAUCUCUUGGGCAUUCGAAAUCCACCACUGAUAGCUGCCAUUCUCAAAGCUCCUGAUUAUCCGGUGUUUGAGAGGUCUGCGUGCGCCAUCAUAGUCGCUAGUUGCUGCAAAGUAUUAAGUGCUACUGCAAGAAAAAAAUCGUUCAGCUGUAACAACCAUUCGGCGCGCAACUGCUAUGCCACCCAAAGGAAACACAAGAGUUCAGAUACUGUCAGGUUGCAAACCCUACACAGGGGAAGUGAAGAAGCAGGGGUCGGAUUUGAACCACGAUCCUCCUGGCCAAUAAAUUCGCGCUCUACCCACCAAACCAUCACGCUCCCUGCUGCAAAACGGGGUGGGCUCAAACCCUAG